This is a messenger RNA of Erigeron canadensis, 1603 nucleotides long. Its product is annotated as target of rapamycin complex subunit LST8-1. Gene Ontology annotation, biological process: regulation of actin cytoskeleton organization; TOR signaling. Gene Ontology annotation, molecular function: protein binding. The coding region runs from base 200 to 1150 and encodes 316 amino acids. Gene Ontology annotation, cellular component: TORC2 complex; TORC1 complex. The transcript has 12 exons. Lineage: Eukaryota; Viridiplantae; Streptophyta; Magnoliopsida; Asterales; Asteraceae. The record is from RefSeq and is a predicted model, not a curated record.
GAUCAUUCAACUUGGUUUUCAGAAUCUUUUUCAGCUUCAUUAUUCCCAUUUCAAUUCGCCACUUCAUUCAACUCACACUUCUUUUAUACUAAACCCAUCACGAUGCAAGUUCAUCACCAUAUCAAGUUGAUACAAGAUUAAAUUGAUGGACGCAGGAAAGUAUUCAGUUCAUGAUUGACAAUAGUACAGGAAAUAAGUUAUGACUCAACCGUCUGUUAUAUUAGCAACUGCUAGCUAUGAUCACACCAUUAGGUUCUGGGAGGCGAAAAGUGGACGGUGCUAUCGAACCAUACAGUACCCAGAAUCUCAAGUGAAUAGGCUAGAGAUAACUCCAGAUAAGAGGUACCUGGCUGCUGCAGGGAAUCCACACAUUCGUCUAUUUGAUGUAAACUCCACCAGCCCUCAACCGGUUAUGAGCUAUGAUUCCCAUACCAACAAUGUGAUGGCCGUGGGGUUCCAAUGUGAUGGAAAAUGGAUGUAUUCAGGUUCUGAAGAUGGAACUGUCAAGAUUUGGGAUUUAAGGGCACCAGGUUGCCAGAGAGAAUACGAAAGUCGUGCUGCUGUUAACACCGUUGUUUUGCAUCCAAAUCAGACUGAGUUGAUAUCUGGUGACCAAAAUGGCAAUAUUCGUGUAUGGGACUUGACUGCAAACUCAUGCAGCUGCGAGCUGGUGCCAGAGGUUGAUACAGCAGUGAGAUCAUUGACAGUGAUGUGGGAUGGUAGUUUAGUAGUUGCUGCCAACAACAAAGGAACAUGUUAUGUUUGGAGGUUGUUGCGUGGAACACAGACCAUGACCAAUUUUGAGCCACUUCACAAGCUACAGGCUCAUGAUGGUUAUAUCCUCAAAUGUCUCCUUUCACCUGAGUUUUGUGAGCCUCAGAGGUAUCUGGCAACGGCAUCUUCUGAUAGCACUGUCAAGAUAUGGAAUGUAGAUGGUUUCACACUGGAGAAAACUCUUGUUGGACAUCAACGUUGGGUGUGGGAUUGUGUGUUUUCUGUAGAUGGUGCUUAUCUUAUUACAGCUUCUUCUGAUACAACAGCGAGGCUAUGGUCAAUGUCUACUGGUGAAGAUAUUAGAGUGUAUCAGGGACAUCAUAAAGCCACUGUGUGCUGUGCACUUCACGAUGGUGCUGAAGCUACUGGCGCCUGAUGUUGUUGGAAUGACUGCACUUCAUGGUUGGGUUGUGCAAGUCAGUUACAUGUACUGCUUACAUGUCAUUCGGUUGAUAAGGACCAAAAUUAUCAAAGCCACCCAAGCCUAGUUUCUGUCUAAAUUACUUGCUUGAAAAAAUGCACGCUGUGGAGUAAAUGUCGAUAAAUACUUUGUUCUGUAUAUUUCGUUGUGUAGUUUGACUGCAGAAAUUUUACUCUCCGUUACCGUGUAGUUUGACUGCAGAAAUUUUACUCUCCGUUACCGAACAAACCUCUAUAAUGUCAAUCUAGAGUAUGUAAUCCUUUCGGGAGGGAUUAUUUUCUUGAAUGGUUUUGGGUGACUCAGUUGUAGUGUUUUAUUGAUUGUGUGGUCAGAUAUUGGCUGGGGCCCAUGAUGUAAUCAAGAAAUUUUAUGUAGCUACUACAACAAUUCACAUGUUUGUUUAUGGCA